Molecule: messenger RNA, 7671 nt
Organism: Solea senegalensis (Senegalese sole)
Lineage: Eukaryota; Metazoa; Chordata; Actinopteri; Pleuronectiformes; Soleidae
Gene: pgbd5
Product: piggyBac transposable element derived 5
Exons: 7
Coding region: 333-1928 (531 amino acids)
Biological process (GO): non-replicative DNA transposition
Cellular component (GO): nucleus
Molecular function (GO): transposase activity
Source: RefSeq, a predicted model, not a curated record
AAACCCGGAUGCUGAGCCAUGACUGCUGCUGCUGAGCUGUGGGUAGUGGAAGGCAGUGGUAACGUUUCAGUACCCUUGAAGCGGACAGCUCUACCCGGAUCCACGCGCUUCUGAGCACCGGGCUCCGCACAAUCCGAGCCCCGAAAAGGGCAGUAUCAUCCAGUUCAUACCCGAGACAGGGGGAGGGUGUAGCGGCCACAUUAAAAGGCUUUAACAGCUCCCUGUUCCGGCAAAAAUCGUGACCACUUCCUAAAGCGAGAGUGUAAAGGGUGAGUAAGGAAUAGAAAGAGGGAGCACGGAUAUAGAUAAAAAAGAAAGAAAGAGAGAAAGAGAUGGCGGAGUGCGGACGGAAGGCGCUGUCUCUCCUGGAGGCGGCCCGCUCCCGGUACGAGAGCCUGCAGAUAUCCGACGACGUGUUCGGCGAGUCCGGGGAUGACAGCAGUGACAACCCCUUCUACAGCACCUCCGGAGACUCCGACUCCGACAACUACAUCGCCGAAGUGGGCGAGGAGGAGCAGCACCACCACAAGAAGCGGGACAGCGGGCACGGAGUAGGAGGAGGAGGCAGCGGGAGCUGCGGAGCCGGUCCACCGGGCUCUCUGUCCCGCAGUCAGGCGGUGGAGGACGGCUGGACGGAGGCUCUGCAGGACUUCACGGUGCCACCGUACAAAGACACAUAUGGCCCUGCUCAGAAGAUGCCAGCCACCGCCACAGCCCUCGACUUUUUCCAGCUCUUUGUCCCGGACAACUGCAUCCAAAACAUGGUCACCCAGACGAACAUGUACGCCAAGAAGUUCCAGGAGCGCUUCGGCUCCGACGAAGGCUGGUGCCCCGUCACCGCCCAGGAGAUGAAGGCCUUCCUGGGCUUUGUCACCUCCACCAGUGUGCACCGCUGCGAGUCGGUGCUCAGCAUUUGGAGCUCGGGCUUCUUCAGCAACCGGACCAUCGCCUUGAAGAUGAGCCAGGCGCGCUUCGAGAAGAUCCUCAAGUAUUUCCACAUCGUUGCUUUCCGGCCAUCACAAGGGAGCAACCAGGGUCUGUACAAGAUCCAGCCUUUCCUGGACUCACUGCAACAGUCGUUCGGCUGCACAUUCAGACCUUCACAGACACAGGUUCUCCAUGAACCCUUGAUAGAUGAGGAUCCAGUGUUCAUUACCACCUGCACGGAACGAGAGCUGAGGAAGAGGAAGAAGAGGAAGUUCAGCCUCUGGGUUCGACAGUGCACCUCCACCGGAUUCAUCUGUCAGAUCUCUGUCCAUCUUAAGGAGGGCCAAGGUACGGAUGGUCUCGCCACCUUGAAGAACAAGCCUCAGCUCCACAGCCUCGUGGCCAAGCAGCUCUGCCAGAACAUCUCCGGGAAAAACACCAUCAUCUUCACUGGGCCAUCCAUCACAAGCCUCAGCCUUUUCACCGAAUUCAGCAAACAAGACAUCUACUGCUGUGGUCUGCUGAGCACCAGGAAGAGCGACUGUACAGGAUUACCACAGGACAUGCUGGUCUGCAGCUCCACGCCGGCACAGCGCGGCCAAUCAAGGGUGAUGAUGAAAGGCAGCAUGUCACUGAUCAGCUGGUACAACAAGGGACACUUCAGGUUCCUCACCAAUGCGUAUCCCCCAACUAAACAAGGUUUGAUCAUUAAGAGGAAAAGUGGGGAGAUUCCGUGUCCUCUGGCAGUCGAGGCUUUUGCAGCUCACCUCAGCUACAUCUGCAAAUACGACGACAAGUACAGCAAGUACUUUAUCUUCCAUAAGCCCAACAAGACUUGGCAGCAGGUGUUCUGGCUGAGCAUCAGCAUCGCCAUCAACAACGCGUACAUCCUCUACAAGAUGUCCGACGCGUACGCUGUCAAACGCUACAGCCGGGCGCAGUUUGGAGAGAGACUGGUCAGGGAGCUGCUGGAUCUGGACGACUGCUCACCCACACAGUGAGGACGAGGAGGACAAGGGGGACACACAUACUCACUCAGAACCACACAAACACACAUAUUUACACCCGUCAUUGCGUUUGCAUAGACUCUGCGUUUCUGUGUUAAUGCGAUAAUACUGAAGCGGUGCCAAGCCUACGUCUCUCUUCCUCUAGUUAUCUAUGGUACUGCACCACGUCCAUGAAACACAGCUACACAUGCUACACAUCAGAGAAACAUGAGCCAUGAGACAAUCCAUCUUCUGACCACACGGAUAAUCCACUAAGGAUUUGUCAGCGGGAGCGAUUCCACGGGCAGAUGAAGGGCGGGAACGAACGAAUUCACCAUUUAAUGAUGUCAGCCUCGAGUUUCUUCUCUUUUCAAAGUGUGAAAUAAUCGAUGUGGACCUUGAAAUCUCCCCGCGCGACUCUUCACAUUUACACUCACGCGGCUCUGUAAGAAAAGCUUCGUAAAAGAAAAAAAAAAAAGCAGAACUAUGGUGUGAUCACGCGCUGCAUGCAUAAAGAAUCUGGAUUGUGAUGUUCUCUUUGUCCAGUGUGAUAAUGAACUCUGCUCCAGGUGGGUUUUGUUUGUUUGUUUGUUUGUUUUUGUUGGUGUGUAUUUAUUUAGCAAGCGGAACUGCCAUUUGUGUGCGCGCCGUUGAGCCUGAGGAUGUAAAUGUGUGGCUGUUUCCUAUCUAAACGUGGUGUUGCUGCUGUACUUUUAUUUAUUAAGAAAAUGCAUCUUCACACUGAGAGAAGAAGAAAAAACGUAACCUGAAACCCACUUUUGUACCUACAGCACUUGUCGAACUUGUCACAUUUUCCUGUUUAGCUGUUUAUGCAAGCUGACAAGCUUUGGCUCCACAGGUCAGAACAUAUUCAAAUGUCCUUCACUGACUGUUCAGUAAGUCCGUGUUGCUAGGCAACAGUGGGCAGGGGUUUGGGUUAAUGUUGCUUGGUGAGAUUGAGAUCCAAGAGGUAAAAAAAAAAAAAGUGAGUGAUUCACUGCAGGUAGUUGACCCAAAACAACAGAUGUUAACGUAAAAUUAAGAGAAGAGACUUCAGGGGCUUUUUACUGUUGUGCAGUGAUAAUAAUUUGGUGAUUAUAAGAACAUGUGCAAGUAACAACACUUAGUGCACUCUACCCACUCGAGAAAUUGAAGUAUUUUGGACAAUUUUAACCAAAUGUUCCCGUCUUCCUGUGGCACAUCUCUUGCCAAGUAACAAAUUAGUCCUGCUGAGUGAGAAACAAGCUCUCGUUCCAGACAGAGUAUCCACUCAUAGUCGUCGGACAGCUCUGCUAUGUGUAGAUUUAAUGAGGCUUUUCGUCCAUUUACUUGCUUUGCUCAUGCCAUGCAGUCAUGAAGAUGAAAGGUAUCGAUUGUCGUGUGCUCACUCCAUCGGCUGCGGUCGGACGUGUGAAUUUGUAUUAUGGUACGAAUAUGGGGGGGGGCUUUAACGGGACUCGUGUUGCACUUUCUCGCGUCACCGUCUCACACUCUUGAGGAGAUUUGUGAGGCUAGCGGCGCGUCUUCUUAGAUUAUCCGUUUAUUUUUUAUUCUCUAGUCCAAUAAUAGUGUACACUUUUCUCAGACAAAUAGAGAUAUAGCUAUAUGUAGAUGGGUUUAAAUGGAUUAUGUAGAUAUAUGUAAGAUUUCACCAAUGAAAUAAGACUGAACAUAAAAUGACUGUAACCAAACCAGAACAGAUUUCCAAUGUAGAUGUAGAGAAUAAGGAUAGAAUAAGGAUCGAGUAUGUCUGUGUAUAUUUUGUUUACAAACUGUCCAUCAUCACUUUGUCGAGAUUGUGUUGUUGUUGUUGUUUUUUUACUUUUUCACUCAUCCAAGGCAUUGUUGUCGUCACUGAUCGUCUUGUGCAUGUGCGUAUGUGUGUGUACUUGUAUAUACGUCUUUAUGAGGACAUUUUGGGCUGGUCCUCAUGUUCUGUCGCACCUUAAAAUGGCUGAUUAGGGUUCACACCUGGUUUUAGGAUUCGGGUUUUGUUAAAUUGUAGGGAAUGGGGCAGGGAAUGUAUUAUGUCUAUGAGUGUCCUCACUAAGAAUGUUGUGCAAGAAUUUAUGUGUGUGUGCAUGUGUAUACCUGGUAUUCCUUAUGUUGUGGGGACCUAAAUCUGUUUACACAAUAUCACAUUGUAGGGAUUUGUCUUCCUUAACUUAAGUUACUACAUUUUAAGGUGACGACGUGUUUUAAAGUUGGACUGAAGUUAAAGUUGGGGUCAGGGUUAGGAUUAGGACUAAUUAUGGUUAAGGUUACAGUAAGUCUCCGGGGAAUGAAGUUAAGUCAAUGCAAUGUCCUCUGAAGUCACGGAAACCAGUUUGUGUGUGUAUUUGUAUUUAUAUCUUUGUGAGGUUCAAAAAAAUUUCUGGGCCCCAGAAUCUUAAAGUGCUUUUUCAGGGUUAAGACCUGGUUAAGGGUUAGGUACUUAAUUGUGAGCUUAAGGUUAGGGUAAGGGGCUAGGGAAUGCAUUAAGGUGUCCUCACUAAGAUGUAAAAACAAGUUUGUGUGUGUGUCAGUUGUUCACAAGAGUCACCUUUGUCAUAUAUUUGUAAUUUAAUCACUUUAAUACAUUUGAUGUGGAUAAGUCACUCACACUGGGGUCACACUGUUAACUUGAAACACACCUUACCCUUUAUUAUAAUUAACAACAUUGACACUUAAAAAAAUAAAUAAAAAAAAAUCACAUAAAAAUUCUUUGUAAAUGAAAUGCCAAGAUUUUAUUUAAAAAGCUGAACAGAGUUUAAAUUAUUCAUGAGAAAACAAACUCUCUGCUUCCAUCCCAUUGUUUUCAUUCUUCUGAGGUUUUCACUGAUGCUCUUUUAAUUAGGCCAACUUUUGUUUUUCACCAAUGGCUUAAUGGCACUUGAAAGGAUCAAUGUUGUUGUUGAUCUAAAUGCUCUCAAACCACAGUCAUCGCACACAGUUCUUUUUGAUGUUUAAAUGUUAAUUUAUAUUUGAUUUGUUAUUGAGAGUGUUCCUUUAAUACAUGAAGCUGAAUAGUUGUCCUUUGCUGCCCUCUCUGGCUGAAAGUUUUUUGCACUUCUGAUAUUGGGUGUGGUUUUUAAAAAGCCACACCCACUAAUGAUGUCACCAUGUCACCAUGUCUUGUACAAACACAAGUUUGCAGGGCCGUUAUUUCUGCAUUCUAAUGCAACACAUACAAGUAUCUUCUAUAAUAUCUAUAAUAGCACCUAUACCAGAUAUGAUACUAACACAGCAGCCAUGUUUGUUUACCUUUAGGCUUAAAAACCUACUUUUAAUACGUAUAUGGUUCAUCUAUUGUCCAGGUUUCAAUGGAAUAAUAGAUUCUGAUUUUUUAUUUAAUCUCAGAUUUCUGACUUUUUAUUUAAUUAUUCUCAUAGUUUUCAAGAAUUGUGACUUUAAUCUCAUAGUUUUGACUUUUUAUUUCAUCUCAGAAUUCUGACUUUGUUAAUAAUCUCAGAAUUCUGACUUUAACCUCAUAGUUUUGACUUUUUAUUUAAUCUCAGAAUUCUGAUUUUGUUAAUAAUCUCAGAAUUCAUGCUGUUUUAUUCAUUUAUUUUUGUAAAUGUGGCCAUAAUACUCUUCCGUAAAUUGCUCUGUAGAAUCAGAAUUAAUUAUUUUUGUACAACCUAAUCCCUUGACUCGUCCCAGGAUUUGAACAUUUGGCAUGUGACCCUCCACUAACAAGUCCAAUUUCCUCCCCUGUCAUAAAUACGACUGCUACCCAUCAUGUGACUUAUAAAUGUUGAGUUGUAAUCAGCUGCUGAACAGACAUUUAAGAGAAAUAUCUGGAUAAAUGUAGAACAACAUACGGGACUCUGCAGUGACCUUUAAUGUUCCUGACGUUAGUUUUGCCAUUUCAUCGCACCAGUUUUCCACUCCUGACAUUUACACAGUGAGAAAAUCCAUCAUGUUAAAGGCAGAGAAACCAGUUUCUGUCCUGAGAUGAGCAUCAGAAGGCCUUAAACGCCUGAUGUGUGGCUGCAAGGCAUGUAGUCAUGUGUAAGCUCUUCAAAGCAAAACAGCAGCCAUGCAGACUGAAUGCAUGAUGAGUCGUGAAGCAUGUGGAAUUAUUGGAAUUAUCUAAACCAAGCAGGUGUCGCAACAACCUUAAAAGGAAUUCUUAGGAUGCCUGUGUGUGUGUGUGUGUGGGGGUCCUCUUCUAACUCUCAUCUCUGACCAAAAAUGAAGAAAUUAUGGAAAUCAUGCAGCAGAGAAUCUGCAAGGCCACGGUUACAUAGCAACAAAUUACAUAUGGUUGGAAAGAAAGAGACAGAAUAUUCACAGUUUAUCAGUUUUUUGGAUAAUUUUGUUAUAGCCCCAGUCACAGAAAGAACGGAGCUUCACUUUCAUCAUCUAUCAUCCUGCUCUCAUACAUUUAACUUAUAUAGAGUAGUUAUAUAAUGUAUAUUUUAACACAUAUAAUUUAAAAAAAGGUGGUUUAGUUUAAAAUUCAGAGUAUAACAGUUAUUCUGUCCAGGUGACUGUCAAAAAUCGAAUAUACACAGUGCCUCUUUCUGUUCCUUAAGUGGAGUUGAUAUGACGGAUUCAAUUUGAAAAACAUAAUAAAUAUAAUAUCCUGCUCUGUGGGCUGAAAAUAACAGCAACUAGAUAAAUAUAGCAUUAUAUAAAGACCUUUAUUUAUACAUUAAAUAUUUUGUGGCAUUUUGCACUUUUUACACCACCUGCUGCGAUGCUUCACGGAAUAUUUCACACUUGUUGUUCGCUAAGAAUCAGCAGUCUGUCUGUCUGUCUGUCCACUUAUUUGUUCAUAAAAUGUUGUUUUUAAACGUGUUAUGUUUGUUUUGUUGCUGUGGGCAAAGUACUGGCCCACAAAAAUCAGCAAGUUUAACAUCCAAAUAUCAAAUUUAGGCUGAUAGAAAAUGAAGGAAAAAUACUGUAUCUACUUUGAUGAGUCACACUACAACAGUGUCUGGGUUUUUCUUAUAUCUGGCCUCUUUGUACAAACAGCAGCGAUGACUCACGCCUUUCAUUUAAGUCCAUUCAUGAGUAAACAAAGACAGGUGAGAGAAGAAAAAUAAAAAAAAGGAGCCAGAUUCUGUGAUUUAUCUGUCGAAUCGUUCACUUAAAAUCAUCCAACGAAUCAAACCCCACUGUCUCUCAUCACGUGCCGAUGAAUUUGUGUAUAGGAUGAUGUUUGAUGUAUGUAUUUCGGUGUGUAACGUGUGUGUGUGUGUGCCAGCGUGCCGUCUACAGUGUGAACACCGGCGUCAUUGUGACCCAGACGGACGUCAUACAGUAAAUGAUGUGGAACUCAUGUGGCUGACUGACCUCAGGGCUUCAUAACUAACUGCUGUACUAUAAUCUCCACUAACUGAACUAAUCUGCACCACGCUGAAUGGACACUGUAACCUUACCAGGUGCUACUAUUAAACCACUGUACAAGUAAUAACACAAAUAAUUAGAUGUUGUGGUUUCGAGAGGAUCGGACGCAGAGGUGACGGCGAUGACAUGAUUGUUGCAGUUGUUGUAGAUUUCUAGAUUAAAAAAAAUGUCAAACAAAUAUGGAAAAAGCUUAAUGUCAAACUGUUUGUAACGGUGGACGAUGUCAAGGGUCACAUGCAGGAGGCUCAGAAUGGUGUGUGUGUGUGUAUGUUUGUACAGGUAUGUGCAUGUCAUGUUGUAAAAUAACUGGUGUAUGCAGGACCAAAUCACUUUCUAAACAUGUGCGUGGUGGUGAUGAUGAGCUGUCGUGUAAAUGUGUCUACAUUAAAAAAAGUUCUCGGCGUGUGGGUGCUCCACUGAA